AUGUCGCGCCCUCUGUCCCUCUUCAGCGUCCAGGCCAUCCUCAUCCUCGCCAUUGACGAUGGCUCGCGCAUCCUCACCAAGUACUACUCGAACCCGCACCCCCCGCCCGGCGUGCAUACCGACUUCCCUGGCCAGCAAGCAUACAAGACGGUGAAGGACCAGAAAGCGUUCGAGAAGGGACUGCUGGAGAAGACAGCCAAGCAGACGACCGACAUCAUACUGUACGACCAGAAGGUGGUCGUGUUCAAGAUGGAGUCGGACGUCAUGCUCUACGUCGUGGGAGGCGCCGAGGAGAAUGAGGUGCUUCUGUACAGUGUUGUGCUUGCGCUGCGAGACUCGCUCAACAUUCUGCUAAAGAACUCAGUGGACAAGCGAACCGUCAUCGAGAACUACGACCUGGUGUCACUUGCCGUGGACGAGCUCGUCGACGACGGCAUCAUUCUCGAGACCGAUCCAGUCAUUGUUGCUUCGCGUGUCAGCAAGCCGCCCGCGCAAGACAUGAGCUCGAUGAAGAACAUUGAGCUGUCGGAACAAGGAUUCCUCAACGCGUGGGAGUUUGGAAAGAGGCAGCUCGCAGAGAGGAUACGGCAAGGGCUAUGAUCAGGUUCAUUCUGUGUACGGCGUUGCAGGAGUUUUGACGGCAAAACGAGGCUAGUGGUAGACAGCCUCAGUGUUCUGGCAUGAUAGAACUGGUAGGCUGACAUUUCCACCAACAUGGCUGAAUGCAUUAAUGUCUCCACUGAUUGCA
This is a messenger RNA of Parastagonospora nodorum SN15, 748 nucleotides long. RefSeq lists its product as hypothetical. Gene Ontology annotation, cellular component: COPI vesicle coat. NCBI's taxonomy places the organism in Eukaryota, Fungi, Ascomycota, Dothideomycetes, Pleosporales, Phaeosphaeriaceae. The coding region runs from base 1 to 600 and encodes 199 amino acids. The record is from RefSeq and is a predicted model, not a curated record. The transcript has 5 exons. Gene Ontology annotation, biological process: intracellular protein transport; retrograde vesicle-mediated transport, Golgi to endoplasmic reticulum; intra-Golgi vesicle-mediated transport.